GGGCAAACCGUACUCAGCUCCGAGCGGUCUAUGCAAGUGGGGCCAAAGAGCCACCCUGAGCAAAAAAAAGAGCAUUAUGUCACCGGAGGCCCAAGCCCAGAGAACAAAAGGACCUCAGAAGCCAUGUCAAAGCCCCAUAGUGAAGUGGGAUCUGCCUUCAUUCAGACCCAGCAGCUGCACGCAGCCAUGGCUGACACAUUCCUGGAGCACAUGUGUCGCCUGGACAUCGACUCGGCACCCAUCACGGCUCGGAACACUGGCAUCAUCUGUACCAUUGGCCCAGCUUCCCGGUCAGUGGAAACACUGAAGGAGAUGAUUAAGUCUGGAAUGAAUGUGGCUCGUCUGAACUUCUCUCAUGGAACUCAUGAGUAUCAUGCAGAGACCAUCAAGAACGUGCGCACAGCCACAGAAAGCUUUGCUUCUGACCCCAUUCUCUACCGGCCAGUUGCUGUGGCCCUGGACACCAAAGGACCAGAGAUCCGAACUGGGCUCAUCAAAGGCAGUGGCACUGCUGAGGUGGAGCUAAAGAAGGGAGCCACUCUCAAGAUCACUCUGGAUAAUGCAUACAUGGAAAAGUGUGAUGAGAAUAUCCUGUGGCUGGACUACAAGAACAUUUGCAAAGUCGUGGAAGUGGGCAGCAAGGUCUACGUGGAUGAUGGACUUAUUUCUCUGCUGGUGAAAGAGAAAGGUACUAACUUUCUGGUGACAGAGGUGGAAAAUGGUGGCUUAUUGGGCAGCAAGAAGGGUGUGAACCUUCCUGGAGCUGCUGUGGACCUGCCUGCAGUGUCGGAAAAGGACAUCCAGGAUCUGAAGUUCGGGGUAGAGCAGGAUGUAGAUAUGGUGUUUGCAUCUUUUAUUCGCAAGGCCGCCGAUGUCCAUGAAGUCAGGAAGGUCCUGGGAGAGAAAGGCAAAAACAUCAAGAUAAUCAGCAAAAUCGAGAAUCAUGAGGGUGUUAGAAGGUUUGAUGAGAUCUUGGAGGCCAGCGAUGGGAUCAUGGUGGCUCGUGGCGAUCUGGGCAUUGAGAUUCCUGCAGAGAAGGUCUUCCUAGCUCAGAAGAUGAUGAUUGGGCGGUGCAACCGAGCUGGGAAACCCGUCAUCUGUGCUACACAGAUGCUGGAGAGCAUGAUCAAGAAGCCCCGUCCCACCCGGGCUGAGGGCAGUGAUGUGGCCAAUGCAGUCCUGGAUGGAGCUGACUGCAUCAUGCUGUCCGGAGAAACAGCCAAAGGGGACUACCCACUGGAGGCUGUGCGCAUGCAGCACCUGAUAGCUCGUGAGGCUGAGGCAGCCAUGUUCCACCGCAAGCUGUUUGAAGAACUUGUGCGAGCCUCAAGUCACUCCACAGACCUCAUGGAAGCCAUGGCCAUGGGCAGCGUGCAGGCUUCUUAUAAGUGUUUAGCGGCAGCUUUGAUAGUUCUGACGGAGUCUGGCAGGUCUGCUCACCAGGUAGCCAGAUACCGUCCCCGUGCUCCCAUCAUUGCUGUGACCCGGAACCCCCAGACAGCUCGUCAGGCCCACCUCUACCGUGGCAUCUUCCCUGUGCUGUGCAAGGACCCAGUCCAGGCGGCCUGGGCUGAGGAUGUGGACCUUCGAGUGAACUUUGCCAUGAAUGUUGGCAAAGCCCGGGGCUUCUUUAAGACUGGAGAUGUGGUCAUCGUGCUGACUGGGUGGCGCCCUGGCUCUGGCUUCACCAACACCAUGCGUGUAGUGCCUGUGCCAUGAUGACCGUAGAGUCCUUCUUCCAGCCCCUGUCCCAUCCCCUCCCUACAACCCAUCCAUUA
Molecule: messenger RNA, 1778 nt
Organism: Orycteropus afer afer
Lineage: Eukaryota; Metazoa; Chordata; Mammalia; Tubulidentata; Orycteropodidae
Gene: PKM
Product: pyruvate kinase M1/2
Biological process (GO): cellular response to insulin stimulus; glycolytic process
Cellular component (GO): cytoplasm
Molecular function (GO): pyruvate kinase activity; magnesium ion binding; potassium ion binding
Source: RefSeq, a predicted model, not a curated record